UUGUAUUUCUUUCUUGUUCUCCACGUCGGCAGGCAAAGAGUCGGAGUCUGCGUGUAGUCGUCGUCUUCCUUCUCUCCUUCCCCAAAAGACACCGGAACCGAAUCGAUUCCAUCGCCUUUUAUUCCAGAUCUCUCUCCCCAAGUCUCCAACCUUUUUGCAACGACAAAGAAGCCGUAACUCCCACAAAACCCUAGUUUUCGCCGGAAUGAACCCCCAACACACUCCGCCCCACUACGAUCCGCAGGAGGCGGCGGCUGCGGCCGCGCAGGAGGCGACGGCUGCGGCCGCGCAGGAGGCGACCCACCCAUCCUCUCCCAGAUUCUUCCUCUCUUCCGAUGCCUCAUCGAAUCCCUCCGCUGGCUCCCACCGCCGGAUAGCAAUCGCUGUAGACCUCAGCGACGAGAGCGCCUACGCCGUCAAGUGGGCCGUGCAGAACUACCUCCGCCCCGGCGACAUCGUCAUCCUCCUCCACGUACGGUCUACUUCUGUCCUCUACGGUGCUGAUUGGGGCGCCGUCGACCUCUCUGUUCCGGAAGAGACUGGCUCUGAGGAAUCGCAGCGGAAGUUGGAGGACGACUUCGACGCCUUCACCACCACCAAGGCACAGGACCUCGCGCAGCCGCUCGUGGAGGCUCAGAUUCCGUUCAAGAUCCACAUCGUGAAGGACCACGACAUGAAGGAGCGUCUUUGCCUCGAGGUGGAGCGCCUCAACCUUAGCGCCGUGAUCAUGGGCAGCAGAGGCUUCGGGGCCUCGAGGAAGACCAGCAAGGGGAGGCUCGGUAGCGUCAGCGACUACUGCGUCCACCACUGCGUUUGCCCCGUCGUGGUGGUGCGCUAUCCUGAAGAGGGGGGCGCAACCGACGGCCUCAGUCCGAUAGCUCCAGGGGAGUCGACGGAGAAGGACGAUGAGCUGCAUCCUGUCCCAGAAGAAGAUGAAUACCAUGAUGCCACCGUUUAACUCAAAGGCUCAGACGCCAUCUUUUGGAUUGAGGUUUGGAACUGAUAAUGGGAGCCUUCGAUUGUGCUAGUGUUGUGUAAUUUACUUUUCACUGCAUUCUCGAUUGUAACUUAAGUAUCGUUGUGCUAUGUUACGUUGGCUUUAACGGAUUUUUAAACCCUGUUUAAUUGCUUAGUUUGUUAUUUGCAA
This is a messenger RNA of Zingiber officinale, 1147 nucleotides long. Its product is annotated as universal stress protein PHOS34-like. The transcript is spliced from 2 exons. The record is from RefSeq and is a predicted model, not a curated record. The coding region runs from base 206 to 958 and encodes 250 amino acids. NCBI's taxonomy places the organism in Eukaryota, Viridiplantae, Streptophyta, Magnoliopsida, Zingiberales, Zingiberaceae.